CUUGAAACGAUUGGAGUAAAUGAAAAGUUUUUACUUUUAUUCAUCUUAGUUAAUUAAUUCCAAAGUCCAAACCCAUAAAAAUUGGAAAAAAGAAAACAACAUUGAAAUUUGAAACCCACACAACUCUCGGAAUCCCCUCUCUAGAUAAAAUCAAUUAUCCAAAUUCCCCAAUUUUCAUUCAGUCAUUCCAUCCAACACAUAAUUUCUUCCAAUAAUUCUAUCGAAAUCCCGUCAACCCAUAGUUUCUACCUUUACUGAUUUUACCAUUGUCGUCUGAUUGGCGACUUUGUUCUGUAGAUGAGGUUUUUUAAGAAGAUCGCCGGAUUUUUAGGGUUUGCACAUGAAAAUAAGGAAGAUCAAGAAGAAGAUAGUAACUUUAAUAAUAAUAACAAUUUAGACGAAAAUCGACGUAAUCGGAUGAAUGUUGACCCAAUUCAAAGGGGCCCCCGCAAAGGGUUCAGUGUUCCAGUUCAAGUUCCUGUUGAACGUCAUGCUGUGGGUCCCAUUUUGAUUCCUUGUAAUGGUGAUGGUGGAGUUCAGGGCCUCAAGUGGUAUGCGGAACGUCUGAGAAUCGACGAGGAUGGGGAUGUAGCAGAUGAAUUCUUUCAUGAAGUCUCUUUGGAAACGUCACAGGUCGUGCAAGAUCAGCCACGACCUAUGCCAAGGUUCCAAGUGAAGUCUAGUGUAAGACAUGCAAAAGUAAUACAACAGCAACUGACCUCUGAUGGAAAGUUUCAGCAUUUAGUCGAAUCUCAUGGUCGAUUGCAGUGGGUGUAGAAACGAAUUGGACAUAAAUCUCUUCUUUAUUGCGGAGAAGGCAGGCCUGUAUAAGUAAAACCUAACGACAGUGGACAGCAGGAUAAUUGUUGCCGGAGAUAAGGGAGAACGAAUGAUACCUGAUUCAUUACUUAAAAGGCGUUUCCCCUGCUCUUCGCAAUACUCGCAUCUUUGGCUGGCUGGGCUUCGAUGCACCGAGUUCAAUUUUAUUGUCAUUUGUUUAAUCUAAUCUUGAUUUUCUGAUAUAUUUUGGAACAUGGAAAAGAGAUCAAAGCAGCAAGCUUGUGUUUUCUCAGUUCACUGCAUAGAAAAGGCUGCUUACUAAUUGUUCUUUUAUGCUUUAUUAUUUUUUUAAUCCAAAUUUUUGGUGAUUUUUCUGAUUUCCUUUGUAACAUUGCCUAUGAUAAAUUUUAGAUUUUAUUUUUUUUGGUUUGAGUUAAAGAUGAUUAUGGGUCUAAGACUUCGUUCGAUAUCUAUAUCCAGACUCAGUCUUUUCAGAUAUAAACUUGUAUCCAUGAAUCCUCUAUCCUUUAUAUAUAUAACAUUGCUAAGAAAAGAAUACUGUUCAUCAUGAACAGUAUUUAUUUCACCUCA
Amaranthus tricolor (Joseph's coat) is the source of this 1371-nucleotide messenger RNA. RefSeq lists its product as uncharacterized. Bases 298 to 777 code for a protein of 159 amino acids. NCBI's taxonomy places the organism in Eukaryota, Viridiplantae, Streptophyta, Magnoliopsida, Caryophyllales, Amaranthaceae. The transcript has 2 exons. The record is from RefSeq and is a predicted model, not a curated record.